AUGGUUGAACAAGAACAAGAGAGCGUCCGAGUUAGAGCUGAACUAGACGAAAUCAAAGGAGGCAUGUCCCAGAUGCGAGAGAUGCUGCAAGCUUUAACCUUCAGGUUUGAGAUUCCGCAAGCGACCGUGAUUUCAGAGAUCACGGGCCCAGCAGUGGAAGUCCCACCUCAGAGGACAUUACCCUCAACCCUUCCUCCAUAUGGGCUACCCUAUGACUUUGUCCCCCGAGCAGAGGUGGUGCACGAAAUGGGGCAAUCUGUCCAACAAGCUGUGCCAUUACCAGUUUACACCGACGCACGUCCAGUCAUCCAUACUGUGGUUCCACCAACCGCCUAUGCUAGGCAUGUUCCUCAUUAUGAAGAUCAAAACCACAUGUAUCAGACUGUUGACUCAACUGUUGCUGGUGACGAAGUAAGGUUUGAGGACUUCAGGGAGGUAAAGGAGAACAUGCAGCUCCUUGAGAAGAAGUUCCGAGAUCUAGAAGGAGACCACGUAUUUGGAUCUGCUGCCAAAGAAAUGUGUCUUGUAUCCGGAUUGGUGAUUCUAGCAAAAUUCAAAACUCCGGACUUUGACAAAUACAAGGGGCACACUUGUCCAAAAAGCCAUCUCAUCAUGUAUUACCGCAAAAUGGCUGCAAAUGUGGAGGGUGACAAGCUGAUGAUCCACUGUUUUCAGGACAGCUUGAGUGGGGCUCCUUCCAAGUGGUAUUUGAGUUUGGAUCAGAACAGGAUCAGGUGUUUCCAAGACCUGUCGGAUGCGUUCAUAAAACACUACAAAUACAAUAUGGACAUGGCACCUGACAGAAGACAGUUGCAGAGCAUGUUUCAGCAUGACAAGGAGUCCUUCAAAGAGUACAGUCAGAGAUGGAGGGAAUUGGCUUCUCAGGUUGAACCACCUCUUGCUGAGAAAGAAUUGGCCGAACUGUUUAUCGACACUGUCCAACCCCAGUUCUACGAGAAGAUGGUUGUAAGUGCUUCUUUGGGAUUCUCCGAGCUUGUUGCUAUAGGAGCUCGUGUUGAAUAUGGUGUAAGGAACGGAAAACUGGCGGCUGUAGCUGGAACUUCAAAUGCUAAUCCAAAGAAGUUCUCUAGAGGGUUUCCUAGAAAGAAGGAAGGGAAAAAAAAAUGCUGUGACUGUUGGUCAAGGAAGAGCUCCUCCAAGAAGGAGACCACAACAAUAUCCACCUCAGCAUACGCUCCUCAACCGUACAUAGCUGCUGUGACGCCUGCGUUCAAUCAACAGCCUUCUCAGGCUUAUCAAGCGCCUCCAGCUUAUCGACCAGCUCCAGUUCAACAACGUGGUGUGGCUCCGCCAACUUAUCAACAAGCACCGGCAGCUCCUGUUUAUCAACAACCGAGAGUGCAAGCGCCGAGGCAGAACGCUCAUAACCAAAAUAGGAGACAAGGGGAGAGGGCGACCUUCAAUCCAAUCCCAAUGUCCUACACUGAGUUGUAUCCUUCCCUAUUGCAGAAGGGUUUGGUGGUUCCCAGACCUAUGGGACCUCCACCUGAUCGUCUUCCUCCAUGGUACAACCCUAAUGCACACUGUCCUUUUCAUGAAGGUGCCCCCGGGCAUGACUUAGAGGGUUGUUAUGCUCUGAAGCAUAGGGUUCGGGAACUGAUUGAGAGCAAGAUUUUAUCUUUUAAGGACAUGGGACCAAAUGUGAAGAACAAUCCUCUUCCUCCCCAUGGAGAUCCUGAGGUGAACGCCAUUGAAGAUGCAUCUACUGUUGUUACGGUUGAGAAGGUGGAGGAUGUUAAGACUCCUUUGGCAGCAUUCCAUGCCCGAUUGGUGGAAGCUGGCCUGAUCAAUGUUAAUCAUGAAAAUUGUGAAGAGUGUGCCACAUACCCAAAGGGAUGUCAGGUGGUACGAGACAACAUUCAAGAUUUAAUGAAUAAAGGAGUGCUUCAAAUAUCCAGUGUUAUGAAGAACGAAGACGUGUUGGUAAUUGAACCUUGUUUCAAUUUACCCGAACCAGUGGAAAUCCCUUACUUUAGCAGAAAGAUGGCUCCUGAGAAUAGUCAUCCGUCGCCUGUGGAAAUAUGUAUGCCCACGCCUUUUCCCUACGAGAGCACCAAGGCUGUGCCUUGGAAAUAUGAGAUUACUGUUGUGGAUAAGGUAUUUGAAGGAAGUUCAGACGCUGAGGUGACAGAAACUGUAAGUGAAGACGUCACCAAUAUUGCAGGGAUGAGCAGAAUGACCCGUAGUGGUCGAGUCUAUGCGCCCGAAUUCAAUGUGACUCCUCAAGGGCCAAACAAGGAAUCGACAAUUGUAACUCCUGCUAAAGAACCUGAAGUGGUCCAAUCUGAAGAUGCUGUGGAAUUCUUGAAGUUAAUCAAGAGAAGUGAUUACAAAGUGGUGGAUCAGCUGCAUCAAACACAAUCUAAGAUAUCUAUUAUGUCUCUACUAUUGAAUUCCCAAGCUCAUAGGGAAGUUUUGUUGAAGGUGCUUGCUCAAGCUCAUGUAACACAAAGCAUAACAGUUGACCAAUUUGAUGGAGUAGUUGCAAAUAUCACAGCUUGCAAUACUUUGAGCUUCAGUGGAGAAGAAUUACCUGAGGAUGGACAAAAUCAAAACCGUGCUCUCCAUAUCUCGACAUUUCAAGUUCCGUCUUUUUUGAGAAGAAAAGCCAACCCUAAAAAUGUUGUUUCCAUCAUACUGGGAGGAGGUUCUGGUGUUCAACUUUUUCCUCUUACCAAACGAGCUGCUACACCAGCUGUGAGUUAA
Molecule: messenger RNA, 2727 nt
Organism: Lathyrus oleraceus (garden pea)
Lineage: Eukaryota; Viridiplantae; Streptophyta; Magnoliopsida; Fabales; Fabaceae
Exons: 3
Coding region: 1-2727 (908 amino acids)
Source: RefSeq, a predicted model, not a curated record